AACCGUAUGAACAAAUAAACGUAACCUCACUAAUCUUGUUCUUCAUCGCAACUGUAAACGAGCAUAUUUUGCUCAUUUAGUGCCCAAAAGAUGGACAAGCAAUUAAUUUUAGAGUUAGAAAAUGCUGCCACGAUAAUAAUGGCCGCGCCGAAUUUAGUUACCAAUGAACAAAGAAGAGUUGCAGAGUCAAUUAUUCUCAAUUUUCGUAAGACCAAAUCACCAUACAACAUGUGCAAGCAUCUGCUAGAGACGUCUUCAAAUGAUUAUGUUAAAUUUGAAGCUGGUGAGGCAAUAAAAUGUGCUUUGAUUCGUGAGUGGUCAUAUCUCAAUGAGACUGAUAUUUUGCAACUUAGAGAUUAUUUAAUGAAUUAUGUAUGCACCAAAAGUUUGCCCUCAUUUGUACAAGAACGCCUGCUGCAGGUGAUUGCAAUCAUGGUCAAGAGGGCAAGUGUAGAUGAUUUUGGUCUGGAAAGGAGAAGUAUUUUACAAGAUGUAGAGAAUUUAAUCAUAAAUUCAGACACAAAUAAACAAAUAUUGGGUUGUAAGGUAAUAAUAAAUUUAAUGCAAGAAUAUGCAAUAACAAUAAAAUCAACCGAUGUUGGUUUGCCACUUGAAGUACACAAAAAAGCAAAGAUGCAAUUUGAAGCAACUGACUUGAAGCGCAUUUUUCGAUUUUGUCUCACUGUGUUAUCUGAAGUGACGAAGAAUGAUCCGCCAUUUGCACCGAAUGUGACUUCACUUUUAGAUCACAUCUUACGCAUUUGCGAAACUGUUUUAACUUGGAAACGUGCAAGAUUGUCAGCGAGAUUUGUUGAAUUGGAAACCAGAUUGACACUUGGCAUAUCUUGGGCGGAAAUAAUGCUCUCGCCAGACUUAUUGCCGCUUAUGUUCCAAAUUUAUUGGAAAGUGCGCGAUCUGGAUGAGCUUAGUAAUCAUGCGAUGACGUGUCUAGUACAAUUGGCUUCAUUAAAUGGCGGUAUAUUCCAGAAUGCCAAUGAAUUAGAGUAUCUGGCUUUAUAUAUGGAAAACUUUUUAAAGUUAAUAACUUGUGUUACUAUCAAAUCAAAAGAAUCGGUGGGAGUAGCAAAUAUUGUGUUGAACAUUCGUUUGUCUUUUGUUAAAGACAUUUUGCGACUCCCCAUCAGCUUACAAGUGUCAUAUUUUGAUGAAAUAACUAGACUUACGUGUUUUUUCAUUGAAGGCUCUACUUUAGAAGAAAGUACACCCAAUGGAAAUUAUGCAGUUGCUUUUGAACGCAUGUUUGAAGCAUGGACACUAAUGAUAGAAGAGUACAAAGGUCAAUCAGAUGUUUUUAUUCAAUCGGCUGUGCAAUUAUUCAAUACAUAUUUGGAGUUUCAUUUGGCUCCACCAGAAGGACAAAGACCUCGUGAGGUAGAUGAGGUUGAAGAGGACGAAGACAAUGAUCGCAUUAAAUUUCAAGAUAACUUACAAGCCAUCGGUUUGUUUGGACGUGUUGCACUAGAUCAUUCAUUGCCAAUGCUCAUUAGAUUAUUAGAAGUACGGAUUGUUAAGCUUGGCAGCCAUCUUCACAGCAUGACGCAACAGGCAAUGAAUUACGAUGAUUCUGUGGUAUUGGACAAUCUUUUCGAAGACUUGCACUGGUUGCUUCUGAUUGCAGGACAUACACUCUGUAUGGACAGCGUUGGCGAAACACCGCUGAUACCAUCGGAAAUAAUGAUGCAUUCUAUAGAUAAGUGUACAAAAGGCGAUGCCGAUUUGGAAUCAACACUGAAGACAAUGGCGAGUGUGCGAAAUCCAGGUGUAAAUAUUGAUUGUCUUGAUAAAUGCGAUCAAGCUAUUAGGAUAUUCAGCGACGUUUUGUGCUUAUGCACAAUGGAGAAACAAGCGAAUGAGAACAAUCUUGGUGCGUUUAUGAGUCCCGAAGUGGGCUGCACACUUAUGUGGUUUUUGAAGCGAUGGUGCCUUUCGUAUCUCCUGCCUACUGAGACUUAUUAUAAUGAAUUUAGUCCUACUUUGAUUGGUGCACUGGGCAAGGACACUGAUGGUGCCACAUUUGUAACAAACUUCUUGCUAGAGAAAAUUCAAUCCAAUAUGUUUUACUGUAAGGACGAAGCCGUACUGCUACGUGAUACAGUGGAUACAUUCACCGAAAUUGUUGGAGUCGCAGAUAAAUCCGAAUACAUAGUCAAAUCCGAAGGUUUAUGGAAUCUGAUAAAACUUCAAGCUACGAUUUUGCCCGGAGUGUUGCCUACAAAUAUUCGAAAAGAAUUGUUCAAAGGAUUUAUCCUCGCGGGUAGUUGUCUAACGCGCGACAGCGAACGAGAUGAUUUCUACAAGCAAAUUCUAAAACCAGUAGAGCAGCGCCUCAAGGAAAUUCUGUGCCAAGAAAACUUGAACCGCAUUUACCAUCAAGACCACAUUAAAGUUGAGCUGAUCGACAUUGUCGAGAAACUUAUCGGCAUCAGUCAAGGCAGUAAGAAACCCACGAUUCCUCUCGUGUUUGAUUUUCUGUCGCCGAUAUUAUCCGAGCUGCCGGUUAUACUUGGAAUGUAUCAUAAUUAUCAGGUAAUCGUUCAAUUAAUACUCGAACUUUUUGGACAGUGCGCCAAAAACAUGCUCUGCCACUUAGACAAUUUCGCCAGUAAGCGACUCUAUGAGAGUACCUAUGCCAUGGUGCAAACCUACGCGAAAUACAACCAAAACCGUUUCAGUGCAGACGCUUCCGAUGAAGAGGAUAGUUUGGAAGAUAUUAGUUUAUUACUAAGUUUACUUUCGCACGUUCUGUGUAAAGACUGGUUAGAUUUAGGUUCGUUGAGCACCAGCGAAGAGAAUCCCCUCAAGGCAUCCGAUGUCGCCAUGUACGGAUUACAAUAUUUAAUGCCGUUGAUAACCAUUGAGUUGUUACGAUAUCCUAAACUUAGCUUACAGUUCUACCAAUUUUUAGUACUGAUGAGCGAUAUGUAUCCCGAGAAAGUGGUGGCUAUGAAUGAUGAUAUGCUUACGAAGGUAAUGACGUUAAUUGAACUUGGCAUCACCAAAUUUCACGCCGAUGUGGUUCAAGUGUGCCUUGAUUUUAUCGAAACAAUGGCGACGAAUGUCUAUCAAUAUCAGCUCACCAACAGUAAGUUGUAUCAGUUGCUACGUCCGUUUCUCAGUUUAAUUCUGGACCUCACACUAACGCAACAGAUUAAUUCGGAGCAUAUUAGCUCGGUUAGCACUUGUAUAUUUGCUUUACACUGUAUUUUCCCGGAUCAGUAUCAGAUGCUUGUCCAGGGAUUGAUUCAGAGUCAGAGUGAUGAGCGAGUGGCGGAGCGUUUAGCUGUCGAAUUUAACAAAUUACAUUGGCAGCGAAAUGUUGAAUGCAAUCCGACGCAAAAAGUGCAAUUUAUGCGACAAUUUGAUAAAUUUAUCGCCAAUGUGCAUGGAUUUUUACUGAUUAAGUGACUCUUUGAUUUAAGUUGGUAUCUUUUAUACUUUCAUAACAUACAGAAUACAGAAACGCAAGUACAA
This is a messenger RNA of Dalotia coriaria, 3492 nucleotides long. Its product is annotated as exportin-4-like. Bases 91 to 3426 code for a protein of 1111 amino acids. The record is from RefSeq and is a predicted model, not a curated record. Gene Ontology annotation, biological process: protein export from nucleus. The transcript is spliced from 8 exons. Lineage: Eukaryota; Metazoa; Arthropoda; Insecta; Coleoptera; Staphylinidae. Gene Ontology annotation, molecular function: nuclear export signal receptor activity. Gene Ontology annotation, cellular component: cytoplasm; nuclear pore.